Molecule: messenger RNA, 967 nt
Organism: Meloidogyne enterolobii
Lineage: Eukaryota; Metazoa; Nematoda; Chromadorea; Rhabditida; Meloidogynidae
Source: the annotation of a GenBank genome assembly
UUUGCGCCGUCAUGGCCGCGUGCCUACUUGGGCCUUAUGGAUGGGAAAGACUUGAAAUUAUCGAAUUGUCCUGUGAGGGUUUUCCUCUUCGACUAAGUUUUGGGUAUCCAAAAAUUUCCAAGAAGGGCACAGAAAAAAUAUCAUUUCCCUCAUAAGAUUAAGCUUCCAAUUUUUUUAAUUUUUUAGGUAGUUCAAGGACAUAUCUUCUUUUAUCUAACAAGGCAAACAAAAAAGAAAAACCUUGUUUAUUCUCUUGUAUUUCAUUAAAUAAUUUGUAUGGUUCUUCAAAUUGAACUUCUUUCUAUAUACAAUCGAACCUCUUUUUCAGAUAUCCCCAAUAUUAGAUCAUUCUAUUUAAGCUACGUUUUCUUAAAGAGUGGGGUGGCCACUGGGCGGGAGGAGAGACGAUACCCUUACUGUAAGUUACCCUCAUUAUAGGAUAAACCUCUUUUUAAUAGACACCUCACUAUAAGUUACCUUCAUUAUAAGAUAAACCUCAUUUUAAUGGACACCUCACUAUAAGUUACCCUCAUUAUAAGAUAACCUCUUUUUAAUGGACACCUCACUAUAAGCCACCUCAUUAUAAGAUAACCUCUUUUUAUGUACAUUCCAUUAUAAGGUUCAACUCUACAGAAUACUUACCAGGGGUGGGCCGAGACCCACAAAAUAAAAAACACGAGAUACGAGACUAAGCCCACCCCUGAUACUUAGCUCUUCUUAAGCUACUUCUCAUGAUAUGAUACUAUCUCUUUUAAGCCUCCAAAGUGGAUAUUUAAAAACGAGGUUUGAUUGUUAUAUACAUUCAAUUCUAUUUAUUAUAGUUUUUUCAACGAAGCUUUUUUCUUUGAGACUUUAUUUUAGACUUAUUUUAAACGUUUUUAUAUACUCAAGCCUUUUAAAAAUAGCCUUGCCAUUUUUACACGUCUUUAUUAAAAAGCCAUUUUUGUCCCCUUUUUUAAAUUUUUGA